Messenger RNA from Chionomys nivalis (European snow vole), 1457 nucleotides. Its product is annotated as death domain-containing membrane protein NRADD. The coding region runs from base 319 to 1011 and encodes 230 amino acids. Gene Ontology annotation, cellular component: cell surface; plasma membrane. Gene Ontology annotation, molecular function: nerve growth factor binding; death receptor activity; coreceptor activity. The record is from RefSeq and is a predicted model, not a curated record. The transcript has 5 exons. Lineage: Eukaryota; Metazoa; Chordata; Mammalia; Rodentia; Cricetidae. Gene Ontology annotation, biological process: Rho protein signal transduction.
CCAGCGUGGGGCGGGGGCGAGACCGCGCCCUCGAGCUCAGUCCCGCCUCUUCAUUGUCCUGCUCCCCUCUCCAACACCCCCCCCAUUGGCCCGCCCCUAGCCUUGGCUCACUCUUUCUUGAGCAAACCGGAACCUGCCCUCUCCAGGGAUUCCCGCCGUGUUCCUGGCUAAGUGGAUCCUGGCACCCUCGGAGGGGUGGCCGCCGAAGAAUUCCUGCAUGUCUCAGAAAAGCUGUCUUUCACUCCGUCAGCGCAGUGCUGUGUAUGUGUGACUUGCCUUCACCAAGCGGCAGCACAGCCGGCCGUGCCUGGGAGAGCCAUGCUUUACAACGUCAGCCACAGCAAAGGUGUGCUCUAUGCAGAUACAGCCCUGAAGGGGCAGGAUGGGGACAGGGAAAGAGCGUGGGUAGGAGUCGAAGGAGCCCUGGCUCCCAAUACCUCCUCCCUAUUUCCCCCUGAGCCUCCAGGGGCCUCAAGCAACAUCAUUCCUGUCUACUGUGCUCUCCUAGCUACUGUGGUCCUUGGUCUGCUGGCCUAUGUGGCCUUCAAAUGUUGGCGCUCACAUAAACAAAGACAACAGUUGGCCAAAGCUCGGACUGUAGAGCUAGGGGACCCUGACAGGGACCAGCGACAUGGUGACAGUAAUGUCUUCGUGGACUCUCCUCACUGUCUGGAGCCCUGUAUCCCCAGCCAAGGACCACAUCCUGACCUCGGUUGCCGACUUUACCUGCAUAUUCCGCAGCAGCAGCAGCAGGAGGUCGAGCGACUCUUGAUGUUGGGUGAACCUGCCAAAGGCUGGCAGCAGCUGGCAGGCCACCUGGGCUACCAAGCUGAGGCUAUAGAAGCCAUGGCCUGUGGCCAGUCACCAGCCUAUACCCUGCUAAGGGACUGGGCUACCCAAGAAGGCAGCAGAGCUACCCUCAGAGUGCUAGAGGAUGCCCUGGUUACCAUAGGCCGAGAAGAUGUGGUCCAGGUUUUGGGCUCACCGGCUGAGGGCUGCUCUGUGGUUUGAGUGACACUCCCCAGGGCUGCCUACACUGGCACUACUUACCAUUCUCACUGCCUCGGGUUCCCUUCAUGGACUUCCUAGUACUUCUGGCUUUAGAAGUUCUGCAGAACACAGAAGAUCCAGCCACUUCAUGUCCCUUCCCCCUCUUCUCCAAGACAGGAAGCAGAAUAUGGGGGGAUGGGUAAGAGUAGGGCACGGCUCUACCCACAGAUCCCCCAUUCUGCCUCCCUUUAUGUAGCUCCAGCUAUUUUUUUUUUUUUUUUUUUGGUUUUUCGAGACAGGGUUUCUCUGUGGCUUUGGAGCCUGUCCUGGAACUAGCUCUGUAGACCAGGCUGGUCUCGAACUCACAGAGAUCCGCCUGCCUCUGCCUCCCGAGUGCUGGGAUUAAAGGCGUGCUCCACCAUUGCCCGGCCAGCUAUUUUUUUCUAUUUUUUUUAAAAUCACAUAUU